This is a messenger RNA of Myotis myotis, 1179 nucleotides long. RefSeq names its product DnaJ heat shock protein family (Hsp40) member C30 (gene DNAJC30). Lineage: Eukaryota; Metazoa; Chordata; Mammalia; Chiroptera; Vespertilionidae. The transcript has a single exon. Bases 36 to 716 code for a protein of 226 amino acids. The record is from RefSeq and is a predicted model, not a curated record.
GGUGACCUUUGCACCGCCCUCCAGACCCAUGCAAGAUGGCAGCGCGACACGAUCCAAGGUGGCCGCGCUUGUUACUGUGGAGCUUGUGGCGGGGUCGGGGGCCCCCGCAAAGCCGGGUGUCCUGCCACGGCUUAGAAGCGAGGACUUACUCCCGGGGCGACGGCCCGUACUCGCGCACGGCGCUGUAUGAGCUGCUCGGCGUCCCGCCCACGGCGACGCAGGCGCAAAUCAAGGCCGCCUACUACCGGCAAAGCUUCCUCUACCACCCGGACCGCAACGCGGGGAGCGCCGAGGCCGCCGAGCGCUUCACGCGUAUCUCCCAGGCCUACGUGGUGCUGGGCAGCGCCACCCUGCGCCGCAAGUAUGACCGCGGCCUGCUCAGCGACAUGGACCUGCGCGGACCUGGCGUCCGGCCCUCCGCGGCGCCCUCCGCGGACUCCGGCCCGGCCCGCACCCCGUCGCCCGCCUCUCGCGCCCACAGCUCGGGUCAGGCCGCGCCGGGGGCCGGCCGCACGAUGUUCAACUUCGACGCCUUCUACCAGGCGCACUACGGGGAGCAGCUGGAGCGGGAGCGCCGCCUGCGGGCCCGGCGGGAGGCCCUGCGCAAGCAGCAGGAGGAUCGGGCCAAGAAGGGCUUGGGCUGGGACGAGAUCCGAGACACGACUUUAGUCGUCUUUCUCCUCGCCGUCUUCAUCGUCAUAGGCAUUCGUUCUUAAUCGCGGGAGAAGGCGAGGGGAGCAGCCCCCCAGCCCGACCCCAGAAAACGGCCUUUCCCGUCUUGAACCCUUCGCUUUCCACAGUCUACCUCUGCUGGGGUCCGAAGGAACCGCUCUCCCCCUUCGCUUCCCCGCUCGCCCAGCUUGGCCUCUGACCCGCACCUCCUCUUCCCUGCGGUCCAGGAAAAGGAGGCUUUUCGGUGCCCGAGAAGGAGACCCCUAUGUGGACAGCCCUGAAGGCCGGAGAGUGAAGAGUUUCCUGGAGUCCCCUGGGUGCCUGCUUCCAGGGGUUGCCUUCCGGAGGUUGUCAACUUCUGGAACACUGGGCUCUGGCUUUAUUGUCGAGCUCUGAGCAAAGAAAUGUCUGCUCCGGCCCCGUGUUUGUGCCAUGGAGCUCUGUAACCUUGAAACGUGCAAUGUGGCCAGUUGUUAGCGGCCAAAAGAAAAAUUCUGAGGUGUGUAA